GGACGGGCAUGAUGCAGAUAAUACAAAACAAAGCACUGCUGAUAUGACUGUAUUUGUCCAGAAUCUUCUUCAGCAAAUGCAAACCAGGUUUCAGACAAUGUCUGAAUCAAUCAUCUCAAAAAUUGAUGAGAUGGGGAACCGGAUUGAUGAAUUGGAGCAGAGCAUCAACGAUUUGAGAACUGAAAUGGGCCAGGAAGGUUCUCCAUCGCCUUCGGCCACACUAAAGUCAAAAGAUGAACCAAAAUCUGCUGAGGAUUCUACAUAAAGUAACUGACGAUACAUCGAGGUGGUUUAUCAAACAAUUGUUUAGCUUUAAAAGAGUGUUAUCCUUUUUUGGAUGUUAUGCCUUUUGGUUUUGAUAGCUGCAUUCUGUACCUGGAUUCUCUGGUUCUGGAAAGAGAGACGUGUGCUAUUGGUCAUUGAUUUGGUUAUCAAAUUAUGCUUUUAUGAUAGUAUGUUAAAGGGUGUAUAACGAAGGGUUAUAUUGUUGAGAUUUUAGGCCCUCUUCAAACGAGGGCCAGUUUUCUUGUCAAAGCCCUCUUUUGCUUUAA
Molecule: messenger RNA, 551 nt
Organism: Nicotiana tabacum (common tobacco)
Lineage: Eukaryota; Viridiplantae; Streptophyta; Magnoliopsida; Solanales; Solanaceae
Source: RefSeq, a predicted model, not a curated record